This is a messenger RNA of Galdieria sulphuraria, 1033 nucleotides long. RefSeq lists its product as uncharacterized. The transcript has a single exon. The record is from RefSeq and is a predicted model, not a curated record. NCBI's taxonomy places the organism in Eukaryota, Rhodophyta, Bangiophyceae, Galdieriales, Galdieriaceae. The coding region runs from base 767 to 1006 and encodes 79 amino acids.
UUUGAAAGAGUCUUCUUUGAGGAUAUCUAUAGGCUUUGAAGGAACUUGAAGUGUCGGUUUUCAAUUCUGACAAAAGCAAGGCUAAAAAAUUUAGCCAACCGUUGGAACCGAACUUGGGAAACCCUUUAGAAUCAUAUACGUUGAUAGUUGUAAUGUGGAACAUUCAUAAGCAAUUUUUUCUCGAAUAGAGAUAGUUUGAAUAUGUCUCGUGAAUUUUCUGAGUACAGCCUCAAGAAGUCGAAAUUUAUUUCAUGUUGAAGAAUUUUUUUGGGAUAGUCGAUUUUUUAGACAUCUGUCAUGGCCUCACAGUUUGGAAGUUCAGUCAAUAGAAUGCCACAAGACAACAUUGUUUCGUUGCGUAAUAUACGGAACCAAUAUUGUUCCUGCUGUGUCUAUAAUAGCCCUUUUACAUCUUAAGCGGCCAAUUAUUGGCUACUUUUAUUUGACUCGGGAGACCUUUCUUGUGUUUCAUUAGUAUUUUAAAGAUAUCAUUCGAUCUUCGAACGUAUGGAAUGCAAGCUCCAAAGCAGCAAUCUUUGGAGAGGAAAAAUUGCAAAACUCAAAAAGCCAGAAAGGUUCAUAACAAAGAAAGAUUUGAAGGGGCACUCUAGUUCCAAAUGAAGAUUGUUAUAAAAAGCAAUUGUAGUUGAUUUUUUUCAAAACAUUCAGCCUCAAAAGAAAUUCAGAUAAGGUAUGCUUCUGAGAAUACUUUCUUGUACUAAACCCACGGCCAAAUUCCUCCAAAGCUAUUUUAAAGGAAUGUAGAAUGUGCCGUAACUUGUUCCAGGGGUUCAGCAAAGAUUGCUAUUUUCAACAACAGAUACGGCGUAGAGUUGAACAGAAUCUGUUUUCCUUUCAUGAUAUCGCACAACUAUUGGAAAGGAUACUUGUUUCAGCACUUAUAGAAAAGUCUCGUAGAUUGAAAAGUCAUGUGUUACAACCGCCAGUAAAAGAAGAGAGCAAAACUUCUUUAUUUGAUAUGCGAACUAAUGUCUUUGCUUUUUAAAAUCCUAAGAAACUAGAAAUCAACGUC